Messenger RNA from Anopheles coluzzii, 5138 nucleotides. RefSeq lists its product as uncharacterized. Bases 408 to 4826 code for a protein of 1472 amino acids. Gene Ontology annotation, molecular function: nucleic acid binding. The transcript has a single exon. Gene Ontology annotation, biological process: DNA integration. The record is from RefSeq and is a predicted model, not a curated record. NCBI's taxonomy places the organism in Eukaryota, Metazoa, Arthropoda, Insecta, Diptera, Culicidae.
UGUCGCGCUUACAUUUGUGUUGUGAUCGUAUUGUUGCUCACCCCUGGAUCGCGGCUGGAGACAGCCGCCGAUACCAGUCAGGCGGCCGACGCAACGAGAGAGGCGAAAACUAGAUAGGCAAGGCGAAAUCAGGAGAAUUAGAAGUAGGAGAAUUAGAAUCUAGGAAUUGCUCUCUCUCUUCCGAUCUGGCUUUGGUGGCGAACGGUUGUGUGUCAGCGCGGCACGGAUGUUAUCAUUUUACUUAUAAUAUAAGUUGUAAAUUGUAGUUUGUGUUCGCGUCAUUAUCAUCAACGCUUCAUCGGUCAUCCGAACACAAAAGUGGCGACGAGUCUAACGUUUUUCUGUUUUUAUUGUUUUAUUUUACCCACGCGACGAAAAUUCCGCGACCACAACGCAAACGACGGAGGAUGAGCACCAUUGAGGCAAACGGUGCAGGCGUGCAUCCCGAUGAAGAUCAACGGCGCUCGUCAUUUGGACGGCCCAGUGCAUUGGACCCGGUGCAACAACCCGGCGGACCUGUUAUUGGCGGUGUUACGCAGCACCAUGCCGGUACUUAUCCUGAGCAAGCUGUAAAUUUCGGCCGUGAUGACCGGCCUGCGCCAUCGCAUUCGGGUGUCCCUCCGCCAUCGCACUUUGCUGCUCAACAUGGGUCAUCGCAACCAUUGCCAACGGGGUCGAUGAUCUCAGGCUCCAGCACAGGCGCCAACACGAUGGCGGAAACGUUGCAGCUACUACAACAACAGAUGGCACAGCAACAGCAGUUGCUGAAUCAAAUCAUGUGCCAGCGAAUGUAUACGCUGAAUCCUGCCGUCCCCAGCUUCCAGCCGGAGCAAGUGAUCGAAGCGCUCUCCCGCAACAUUAGUGAAUUUCGUUUCGAUGGUGAGAGCGGCAUCACUUUCAGAGCGUGGUUCUCGCGCUACGACGAGUUGUUCAAAAAGGAUGCGGCUCGUAUCGACGAUGCAGCGAAGGUUCGUCUACUGCUACGCAAGCUCGGCCCCAUUGAGCAUGACAGGUAUUUAUCGUUCAUUCUACCUGCGCGCGCUAGUGAUUUCCAUUUCGAUGAAACGAUAGCACAGCUCGAAACUUUAUUUGAUACACGCGAAUCACUACUUAGUAAACGUUUUAAGUGUCUCCAAUUACACAAAAAAAGUAGCGAAGAUCAUCUCACAUUUGCGUGCCGGCUCAACAAAGCGUGUGUUGAUUUUGAGCUAAGUAAAAUGGGAGAAGAGCAGUUAAAGUGUUUGCUUUUCGUGUGCGGACUCAAGGACGAGUCAGAUAAGGACAUGAGGACUAGGAUGCUCGCGCGUAUAGAGGAUAAGCCUGAUGUUACGUUACAACAAUUAUCAGCUGAGUGUCAUAGAAUAGUUAAUUUAAAGCGGGACAGCGCCAUGAUAGAGUCGAAUGCGCAGGAAAAUGUAUUUGCCGUACAGUCGCGGGAACAGCGGUUCCAACGUUCGCCACCAACACAAUUACGAAAGCCAAGGUAUAAUUGCUUUAAGUGCGGUGAUUUACACUGGGUUAGUGAAUGCCCGUUUUACAACAACAAAUGCAACGAUUGCAACCGUUUCGGUCAUAAGGAAGGUUAUUGCCAGUCAAGCCAAAAUCAUAACCAAAGUUAUAAGCCAAAGUGGAAGCCAGGAUUUAAAAAUCGGAAUGUAGCUAAUACCAAAGUCGUGAAAGUCAAUGUGUUCAAUGUUAAUAAUCAUCGUCGGUUUGUUGAUAUAACGCUUAACGCUAUGCCUGUCCGUUUGCAAUUGGAUACGGCAUCUGACAUCAGUAUUGUGAAUAGACAGACAUGGGAGCGAAUAGGGAGACCUCGGUUAGAUCCAGCAUCAGUGAUUGCAAAGAAUGCCUCAGGAGAAGAGCUUGCCAUUGAUGGAGAAUUUUAUGCCAAAGUGUGUGUAGGAGAACAAACAUCGCAAAAUUUAAUAAGAGUAACUGGAGUGAAUUUAAUGCUUCUGGGAGCAGAUUUGGUGGAUGCUUUAAAACUAGGUGCAACACCAAUGGAUCAAUUUUGCACUCAGGUGAUGACGUGUACUAGUCAACUUCAGCAGCGGUUUAACACAGUUUUUAACGGAAAAGGAUUUUGUUCGAAGGCCAAUAUACAGUUAAUAUUAAAAGAUAAUUGUCGACCUGUAUUUCGUCCACCAAGACCAGUAGCGUAUGCAAUGCAGGAGGCAGUAAAAAGUGAAUUAGACCGGUUAGAGCAACUUGGAAUCAUUACUCCGGUGAAUUUUUCCGAAUGGGCUGCACCAGUAGUCGUAGUUCGGAAAUCGAAUGGUGCAAUUCGAAUCUGCGGGGAUUAUUCAACGGGGUUGAAUGAUGCUCUUCAACCCUAUGACUACCCGCUACCUCUCCCGGAGGAUAUUUUUGCGCGUCUGGCAAACAGUAUUGUCUUUAGUAAAAUAGAUCUUUCCGACGCAUUCUUACAAGUCGAGAUAGAUCCGCGCUAUCGUAAUUUGCUUACAAUUAACACACACAAAGGUCUAUACAAUUACAAUCGCCUUCCACCUGGCGUUAAGAUAGCCCCUGCUGCAUUUCAACAAAUCAUAGACGCAAUGUUAACUGGAUUAAACGGUGUUUCAGGCUAUUUAGACGACAUAAUUAUUGGAGGUAAAACUCAGCAGGAGCAUGAUGAAAUAUUGGUUAAUGUACUUAAGCGAAUCGAAGAGUUUGGUUUUACCAUAAGAGCGGAUAAAUGUGCUUUCAACGUCAAAGAGAUAAAGUACCUGGGCCAUAUUAUCGACAAGAGAGGUCUACGCCCUAACCCGGACAAAAUCGAAGCGAUCAUGAAAAUGCCAGAGCCAACAGAUGUAUCGAGCGUACGAUCUUUCCUGGGUGCCAUAAAUUAUUAUGGCAAGUUUGUUCCUAACAUGCGAAAUUUGCGCUAUCCGCUUGAUAAUCUCUUGAAAAAUAACCAUAAGUUUGAGUGGACUGCAGAAUGUAAGGCAGCAUUUGAUUCUUUUAAGAAAGUAUUGUCAUCAAAUCUUUUACUCACACACUAUGAUCCGAGGCAACAAAUAAUUGUAUCAGCAGAUGCUUCCUCAAUCGGGCUCGGAGCUACUAUUUGUCAGAAAUACCCAGAUGGGUCAAUAAGAGUCGUACAACACGCAUCGCGAGCUUUAACCAAAACAGAGCAGGCAUAUAGUCAGAUUGAUAGAGAGGGUUUAGCAAUAAUUUUUGCUGUUGUUAAAUUUCAUAAAAUGAUUUACGGCAGACAUUUUUACCUCCAAACCGACCAUCGCCCGUUAUUGAGAAUAUUCGGCUCAAAGAAAGGCAUUCCUACAUAUACAGCCAAUCGUUUGCAGCGUUUUGCAUUAACCCUGCUCGCCUAUGAUUUUGAGAUUCAAUAUGUACGCACGGAAGAUUUUGGAAACGCAGAUAUUUUAUCAAGAUUGAUCAGCAGACAUGAGAAGCCUGAAUCUGAAUGCAUGAUAGCCAGCGUGGAUGUAGAAGAAGAUUUAGCGUAUGUAGCAAUUAACUCGCUGUCAGCAUUUCCGCUCACUCAUGAAGAGGUUGCCAAUGCUACGUUUAAUGAUACGCUCUUAAGAAAGGUAUAUGGAUUUGUGAAACAUGGUUGGCCUCGCGACAUGCAGUAUGGAAAAGAUCUAUCAUGUUUUUAUAGUCGGAAAGAUGCACUAACGAUAAUACAAGGAAGCAUAAUUUUUGGAGAGAGGGUAGUGAUCCCAGCAAUAUUACAAAAUCGAUGUCUUGAUCAGCUCCAUAAAGGUCACCCAGGGAUAGUCCGGAUGAAAGCAAUCGCUCGUAGCUAUGUGUAUUGGCCGUCAAUGGAUGUAGAUAUAGUUGAUUUGGUCAACAGUUGCCAGGCAUGUCAGUCUGCAGCAAAAGCACCACCGAAGGAGAAAAUAGCAACUUGGCCAGAAACACUAGCACCCUGGGAGAGAAUUCAUAUAGAUUACGCAGGGCCAGUCGACGGGUUUUAUUUCUUGGUAGUAGUCGACUCGUUUUCCAAAUGGCCAGAAAUAAUUAAAACUUCAAGCACUACAGCGGCUGCAACUGUGAGAAUGCUACAUGGAUUGGUAUCACGUUUUGGAUCACCUGUUACGUUGGUCAGCGAUAAUGGACCACAAUUCACAGGCAGUGUGUUUAAAGAGUUUUGUGAUCGGCAUGGAAUAAAUCAUAUGACUACAGCCCCAUUUCAUCCACAAUCUAACGGGCAAGCCGAAAGAUUUGUGGACACAUUGAAGCGAGCGUUACGAAAAAUUCGAAACAGUGAUUUAUCAUUAGAUGAGGCUUUGGAGACAUUUUUGCAAGUAUAUCGGGCUACACCGCACCCAUUAUUAGAACGGCAUAAAACACCUGCUGAAAUCAUGUUUGGUCGUCCCAUACGUACCGAGUUAAAUCUGCUUAGACCUACAAAAACUACUCAAUUGCAAUUAGCUUCCGUAUCACGCACAUUCCAAAUUGGUGAACCAGUAUUUAUGAAAUAUUUCACGCACAAUGCAUACAAAUGGAUAUCAGGCAAAGUUGAAAAACGGCUAGGGAAUGUUAUGUAUGAAAUUAAAACAGCAGAUAGCAAAAUCCAUAGGCGUCAUAUCAAUCAGCUUCGCAAGCGUAAUGUAUACUCAGAACAUGAGCACCAUCCCGAUGGAUUGCCGCUAGACGUUUUGCUAAGUGAGUGGAAUUUAAAAGGCACACAUCAUACGAUAGAGCACGCAGCAUUGCCUAUACCACUAACUAACACCGACAUAGAUAUCCUUCCCAAUCAACGUCCUCGAAUUAGUCGCACGCUGGAACGACCUCCUCGUCGAUCUUCUCGUAUUAGAAGACCGCCACGUAGGUUCGAAUCGUACCAGCGAAUUUAAAGGAAGGAGAUGUUGUGAUCGUAUUGUUGCUCACCCCUGGAUCGCGGCUGGAGACAGCCGCCGAUACCAGUCAGGCGGCCGACGCAACGAGAGAGGCGAAAACUAGAUAGGCAAGGCGAAAUCAGGAGAAUUAGAAGUAGGAGAAUUAGAAUCUAGGAAUUGCUCUCUCUCUUCCGAUCUGGCUUUGGUGGCGAACGGUUGUGUGUCAGCGCGGCACGGAUGUUAUCAUUUUACUUAUAAUAUAAGUUGUAAAUUGUAGUUUGUGUUCGCGUCAUUAUCAUCAACGCUUCAUCGGUCAUCCGAACACAAAAA